AUGGAUUAUUACGCCACCCCCACGACACUGUAUAAUGUGCAGGUCUGGAUUCCUUGUGGUGAAGAAGCAGGGGGACACUUUGUUGACCUGCACCGAGAGCAGCUGAUCCAGCGAUUCUCAGAAGUGGACGCAGUCCUGAAGCUACUUCGGGGGCACACGCUAACCCCUGAGCAAUACCAGAGCAUCAGCACCGGGAGAUCCAAUGUGGAGAAAAUGCAGAAGCUGUACGAGCUGGUGCCGAGCUGGGGGAGGGAGCGCAAAGACCAGUUCCACCGGGUACUGUGUAUAACAAACAGAGCCCUUGUUGAUGAGCUUGAAGGGGAACAUUUUGUGGUGCGGUACCGGGAGCAGCUGAUUCAACGCGCCUCUUCAGUUGACAGAAUCCUGGGUAUGCUUCAUAGGGACAAGCUGCGAUAUGAUGAACAGAAUAAACUGUGGAUGGAAGGACAUUCCAGUCACAUGGAAGCUCCUCAUGAUCAAAUUUCCACUGAAGAACUGACAUCAGCAUCAGCAGGAGUGAGACGCAGGAGUGAAGAUGCCACUUCAGGCUCCUGGGGAAAGGACAGAUGUGAUUUGUGUCACAGAGAGAAGAAUUUUGCAGAAGAAGUAAAACCAGAGAUUUUGCCAGGCCCAGAGGAGAACCAGAAAUUGUACAGGGUUCACUUCCCCCAGGCAGGCUCCUUCAGAUGCUCUGAAACUGAACUGGGGUUCGAGGUGAGGGCAGCCGUGACUCUCAAAUACAACUAUGAAUCUUGGCAUUGUCAUCAGACAGAACUGGACAUGCAGCAGUGGAUGAUCGCUGGCCCUUUGUUCAACAUCUGGGCGGAACCGGCCGGGGCUGUGGCAGCUCUGUACCUCCCACACUUCAUGUGCCUCGCAGGGGGAGAGGCUGGCGUCUCCCAGAUGCGAAUGGCCCAUUUUGUUGAUGGGAGGAUGACACUGGAGGAGCCAACGCGAGUGAUGCCUUUCCACGCUGUGCUGGAGAACCCCCGUUUCUCCCUUUGGGGAGCUAUUUUGAAAAAAGGAAAAGCUAUGCUAUCUAGUUCAAUCCACGGUAUCACACUGCUUUACCGGGCACUCAGGGCUGAAAAUAUAACUCUCCACCUCUACUUGAUACCUGACAUCCUUCCAUUGAGAAAGGUAAUUGAUGAUAAUGAAAGAAAGUACAAAUCAAUACGUGUGCGCAAACCUCCUACAACUAAACCAUUGACCUAUGGCUCCCAUUAUGCUGUAUCCAGCACAUCAAAUGUAGAGAUAACACCUGAGGAGCUGGAGUUCUGUUAUGUAGAUCCCCAGGAUGAACAUCCAUACAUGGAGAUUUACACCCAGAGCUUGGUGGACAAACUGGAGCUCAGCUUGGUGAAGCAAAGUGAUAGGCAACUGAUCUGGAAGGCCCUUGUGAGACCAGGUGACAUUGAGCACAGUUCACCAUCAACAGAACGCCACACAGGAGGUGGCACGGGGAAGACAAUGAAAGAUCACCUCCUGGACACCCUGAAAAACCUCCUAGAGGCAGAGAUGAAGGAGUUCAAGAGCAAACUGACUGACAUCAAGCUGGAAAAGGGAUACCACAGCCACGUACCUCGAUGUGACCUGGAGAAAGCAGACGCUGUGGAGCUCACUGAGCUGCUAAUCAGUCACUACGGGGAGCACUAUGCGGUGAGGGUGACCACGAUGGUGCUGGACGCUAUCAACCAGAGAGACCGGGCAGAGAGACUUCGCAGGGCAACAGUGGCUGGUCAGGAAUGAGCCAGUGGGGGAAGAUCAGCCUCCUCUCUACAGGGGAUCCCACUGCAUCUUCAUCUCUGCAUCCUCCCUGUUCUCUGAAUUCUAAGCACAAACUCAGACGGAAUAUACUCCUCUCUCUUCGUAAGUCAGAGUCCUUGGGAACUGCAUACAAAGCCAAUUCCUUUCCGAGUUCACGUUUUUCUGACCCUUUAGGAUCAGGUUUCACUUUAAUUGUCUCUCAGUCCCCUCCUUCCCCCAAGCUCUUUUCAACCCCCCACUCCUAUCUGCAACCUGCAGUUUUGAUUUUAUUAUCCCCCUACCCACUUGAAUACAUUUGUUCUCUAUUUAUCAUUCCACUAGUAACUCUGCAG
This is a messenger RNA of Terrapene triunguis (Three-toed box turtle), 2099 nucleotides long. RefSeq names its product caspase recruitment domain-containing protein 8-like. Gene Ontology annotation, biological process: inflammatory response; innate immune response; regulation of apoptotic process. Bases 1 to 1749 code for a protein of 582 amino acids. The record is from RefSeq and is a predicted model, not a curated record. Lineage: Eukaryota; Metazoa; Chordata; Testudines; Emydidae. The transcript has 13 exons.